Molecule: messenger RNA, 787 nt
Organism: Ornithorhynchus anatinus (platypus)
Lineage: Eukaryota; Metazoa; Chordata; Mammalia; Monotremata; Ornithorhynchidae
Product: putative olfactory receptor 2W6
Exons: 1
Coding region: 41-787 (248 amino acids)
Biological process (GO): G protein-coupled receptor signaling pathway
Cellular component (GO): membrane
Molecular function (GO): olfactory receptor activity
Source: RefSeq, a predicted model, not a curated record
GUUAUUUGGGGUUAUCCUGCUCCUCUGCCUCCUGAACCUAAUGGGCAACAAGGCCAUCAUCCUAGUGUCCAGUUUGGAUCCCCGACUCCACACACCCAUGUAUUUCUUCCUGUGCCACCUCUCCUUCAUCGAUGCUGCCUUAAGCACUUACAUCAUCCCCCAGCUGCUGUGGAACUUGGGAGGGCCAGAGAAGACUAUCAGCUACAGGGGUUGUGUAAUUCAGCUCUACGUAGCCUUGAUGUUGAGUUCUACUGAGUGCAUCCUCCUGGCCACCAUGGCCUAUGAUCAUUAUGCUGCCGUUUGCCACCCUCUUCAUUAUACUGUUCUCAAGCACCCUGGUCUCUGCUGGUGGCUGGUGGGUGUGGCCUGGCUUUGCAGGCUCACCAACUCCCUGGUGUUGAGCACCAUUGCUCUGGUUCUUCCCCGAUGUGGCCACCGGCAGGUGGGCCACUUCAUAUAUGGAGUCCCAGCCCUGAUUAAAAUGGCCUUUGUGGACACACGCUGGAGUGGAGCCACAGUGUUUGCUUUUAGGGUCCUCAUUCUCAUGAUGCCUGCCUCUCUCCUCCUGGCCUCUUCCUGUGCCAUCACCAGAGCUGUCCUGAAAAUCAAGUCAGGCACCGGGAGGCGAAAGGCCUUUGAGACCUGUGGAUCUCAGCUCACUGUGGCAUCCUUGUUUUUUGGAACGAUCAUCUACAUGUACAUUCUGCCCCACACCAGCUCCUCCCAGGAGCAGGGCAAGUUCCUCACCCUCUUGUACACCACUGUCACUCCUGUGCUCAACCCCUGA